Molecule: messenger RNA, 2176 nt
Organism: Mucor mucedo
Lineage: Eukaryota; Fungi; Mucoromycota; Mucoromycetes; Mucorales; Mucoraceae
Exons: 2
Coding region: 9-2078 (689 amino acids)
Source: RefSeq, a predicted model, not a curated record
UUACCAGCAUGGACUCUGAUAGAUCCUUGUCUGGUACGCCGGGUACACCUGGAAGCAAUAUGAGCACAUCUAGCUCUUUGGCUCCUGGCGAUCGUAUUAUAUCUGUUAAAUCCUCUAUUGAUGGUAUUGGUUGGGACCCAGAGCGACGUGAAAGGCUCGAAGAAUAUGUAGUGACAGUCCACAACAUCACUACACACGCAUACUCACUCUCAAAGUACAUUUUUUUGCGUGCCAUUCAAGAAGAUGAGAACUUUGAUAUCAGGCGAUGUAUCAAUCGUGAUUUUUUUGCAGAGGUGUGGCUCAAACUGACUCGGUAUGCACGAGGAAGGGCUGGCGGAAGAACUGCGGCGACUCGUGCAUUCAUUGACACUUAUCUUGAUGACUAUUUGGAGGUCACUGGUUUUGUUCCACCAGAUUUCCGUUAUGGUCAGCAAGCAUCUUUAAUCGAAGGAGCAAAGAUCUUUACAUCUUAUAGCAACAAUGUCCAGAUGCGUUUGGGAAGUCAUCUUAGACAAGCUGUUAAUCAUCUACUUCGUAUUCGACAAAGAAAAGCCGAAUUAAUUGCUUAUAGAAGACGUGAAGGAUUAAUUGAUGCACUGAUAAAAUCUGAAGUAUACAGAGAAAUAACUGAGCCGGCGACAAGAUUCAAGGAACUUAUAGCUAGAAGGUUACCUCAAGAUUUUGUAUUGGACGGAGAGCAGUUCGGGGACCCUAUCUACAAUAACGCUCUUGAAAUUCUUCGCCCUGUCCUUACCAGUUAUCCCGUUGACUACCGGUUUCGUGGUAAUAGCAUUUAUUUUGAUUCCAAAGCAAGACUAGUUGAACAUAUGCGGGCUUUUUACGAACUGGCUUUAUUAUUUAUUGAUAUAGAAUUACCUGUGUUUAAUUGCUUCCCAUUACGCCGCUCUUGGAUUCCUUGCUACACAACCAUCGAUUCAAAAAUUCUUUGUCAAAAUAUUCUUGGUCGUCGGUGGACUAAUCGUCAAGAUAAGAUAGCACUUUGGCGUGAAGUAAUUAACCUAAACUCGGAUGCACUCAAACACCAAGAAAAUGGCGAGCUCCAGUUUAGAGGAACUAUUCAAACGGAUGGAGUAGGUGUAACUGUGAUCAAGAAAAGAAUGGAUCGUGAAAGCAGAUAUACUGCUCGUUUUGCUGUUGUGGUUGAAUCAAUUCAGUACAUUUCACAAGAGAUUGCUCAAGAAACUGUUGGAAGAUGUGUUACAAUUGAUCCUGGGCGAAGAGAUUUGCUAUUCUGUGUGCAUGAAAACUCAACCGCAAACAAUCCAAACAAGUUUCGAUUUACCAAACAGUACCAAGACAAGUUUGAAAAGAUCAAAAAAUACCGUAGAAUCCGUGAAGCUGUGAAACCCGCUAGAGUAGCAGCCGCUGAAAGGCUUUUGGUUAAUUAUGAUUCCUUGAAUAGAGAUGAAUUUGAACAGUAUCUUGAAAACAGGUCCAAUAUGACAGGCAUUAUCCAAAACCACUAUGUCAACUUCCGAACCAACCAUCGUACUGCUCAUCCUUUGCAAAGAAAACUGCGGCUAUCUGCCUAUAUUAGAAGACAGCAAGGAAACGAGGAUCUUAUUUCAAAACUAGAUGAACAGUUUGGUGUCGAAGCUGUUUAUGUCAUGGGUAACUGGUCUUCUCCUAAUGCAAGAUUUCAUGAGCCGGUCCGAGGCCUUGGAUUCCGUCGGUUGCUUCAAAAAGCUGGUAAAAGGGUGUACUUGAUUGAUGAAUUUAGAACAAGUCAGUGCUGCCCAGCUUGUGAACGUAGAAGUCUUGAAACGUUUCGGAUGGUGGAUAACCCGCGCCCUCAUAGACGAAGAGCAAAUCCUCGUGUAAUCAGACAUGGUCUCUUAAGAGCCAUGACUAAUAACACAAAUAGGAUUGUUCCUCGUCUAUGGAAUCGUGAUAUGGCUGCUUGCUUGAACAUGGUUGAUAUUGUUCGAUCACUUCGUGCUGGAAAUGGCAUUCCCCCAAGAUUUCGACGUGGAGAGGUUCCCCAGAACCAACGGAGAAGAGCAAGAACCCAAAAUGAACAAGCAAACAUUAGAAAUGUUCGUCAACGUCGCAACUAGAAUUUUCCAGGCCUGUUAUCGCAGGUCAACCAUAGAUACACUUAAGUGGUAAGCUCAUUUUUUUUUUUUUUUUUCGGAAGAUGAACGUAUUUUUUUUU